GCAUUUCACGGCCGCCACCGCCGCCGCCACCACCGAGCGUUCGAACUUAUCUCCCUAUAAUUCUCCUACAUGGCAUUUAUCUCUGCCAACUUCGUAGAACCAUCUUUAUCAAACUCUAAAAAGUUCAUUAACCUGUCCAAGCCUCCUAGGCUGCACGCGCCUCCGCCACAUGCAGCGGCACCACAGGCUUCCGGAUCCGCAGGGGUUGAUUCUGCAAGGCUAGAGCCCAGGGUGGAGGAAAAAGAUGGUUACUUUGUACUGAAGGAGAAGUUCAGGCAGGGCAUAAAUCAUGCAGAGAAGGUUAAGAUUGAGAAAGAGCCAAUGAAAUUGUUCAUGGAAAAGGGAGUUGAAGAGCUUGCAAAGAUGCCUUUUGAAGCCAUUGAACAGUCAAAGCUCACUAAGGAUGAUGUUGACUCUAGGCUCAAAUGGCUUGGCCUCUUCCACAGGAGAAAACAUCAAUAUGGACGGUUUAUGAUGAGACUGAAGCUACCAAACGGGGUUACAACUAGUGCCCAAACAAGAUACUUAGCAAGUGUUAUUAGAAAGUAUGGGAAAGAGGGGUGUGCCGAUGUCACAACGAGGCAGAAUUGGCAGAUUAGGGGUGUUGUGCUGCCUGAUGUGCCAGAGAUUCUUAAGGGACUCGAAGACGUUGGCUUGACAAGUUUGCAGAGCGGGAUGGACAAUGUCAGGAAUCCAGUUGGGAACCCUGUUGCUGGUAUUGAUCCCGAAGAAAUCGUAGACACGAGACCUUACAACAACGUUCUCUCCCAUUUUAUCACUGCUAAUGCGCGUGGCAAUCCUGCUUUCACUAACCUGCCAAGGAAAUGGAACGUUUGUGUAGUGGGUUCACAUGAUUUGUAUGAGCAUCCCCACAUCAAUGAUCUUGCAUACAUGCCUGCCAUUAAGGACGGGCAGUUUGGUUUUAACCUGCUUGUGGGUGGGUUUUUUAGCCCGAAACGGUGUGCGGAAGCAAUCCCUUUGGAUGCUUGGGUUUCUGCAGACGAUAUUCUCCCGAUUUGUAGGGCUGUACUCGAAACUUUUCGGGACCUUGGCUCUAGAGGGAACAGACAGAAAACAAGAAUGAUGUGGUUAAUUGAUGAACUUGGAGUUGAGGGGUUUAGAGCAGAGGUUGUGAAGAGGAUGCCACGGCAAGACCUGGAGAGGGCUGCUGCACAAGAUUUGAUUAAGAAAAACUGGGAGAGAAGAGAAUAUAUGGGAGUCCAUCCACAGAAGCAGAAAGGCUAUAGCUUUGUUGGGCUCCACAUCCCGGUGGGACGGGUUCAAGCAGACGAAAUGGAUGAGCUUGCCCGUUUAUCCGAUGACUACGGGUCAGGCGAACUACGGCUCACUGUCGAACAAAACAUCAUAAUCCCAAACAUUGAGAACUCCAAGAUUAAGGCACUGCUUAAAGAACCUCUUCUUCACAGCAACAGAUUCUCACCCGAUCCUCCUAUUCUGAUGAAAGGGUUGGUGGCUUGCACCGGGAGCCAGUUUUGCGGGCAAGCCAUAAUAGAGACCAAAGGGCGGGCCGUGAAGAUAACCCAGGAGGUUGAGGAACAAGUCUCGGUCACCCGGCCUGUUCGGAUGCAUUGGACGGGCUGCCCAAACAGCUGUGGGCAAGUUCAAGUUGCGGAUAUUGGAUUCAUGGGAUGCAUGACGAGAAAUAAGGAGGGGAAGAGCGUGGAGGGUGUGGAUGUUUACUUGGGAGGGAGAAUUGGGAGUGAGUCACAUUUGGGAGAUGUGUAUAAGAAGGGUGUUCCCUGUGAAGAUUUAGUGCCUUUAAUUGUUGAUCUUUUAGUAGAGCACUUUGGUGCUGUUAGAAGGGAGAGGGAGGAUGAUGAACCUUAAUUCAUUACAUCUACUACAAUAUAAAAGCAAAAUCUAUGAAAACACUGUUUUUUCAACAGUGUUCCCGCCCAGAAGAGUCUGAUCAGUUAUAUUACAUAAAUAACCCUGUAAAAGUUAAUUUCUAAAGGGUAAAAUUGCACUAAGAGAUUAUCAUUACAUUGUGAACAGUUGAGCCGUAAAAACAGACAUUACAGCUGUAAAAAAUUGAUAUUACAGCCUCUUCUUAGUUACUGUUUGCUGAUGGAAUAGGCAUCUCCAUCCGAAUUUGGUGGCUGGGCAUGCUUUUUCUGAAAUUAAAGCAAACUGAUAUCAUUAUAAUUGUAAAUAUUUUGUUGGAUGGUGUAUUGCUCUAAUAGUUUUAUAAAAUGAUAAAAGGAUAAGUGUUUGACAGCUCAUUGGAACCAUUUUCGUAAAAAUAAAUAAACAUGAAUAUAUGUUUGCAUAGUGAAUAGGCAAUGGCAUGCCAGGUUGCUAUAAAUACCCAUGUCAUCCAUCACUUUUUACUAUCCUUCAUUGAGUUCCUCCUAAAUACUUAAUUGCUCAAAAUGGUUGGCAUGUGGUCUUUAAUAAACCAGUUUGGCCAAGACAAAACAUCUUGGACUGUCAAAGUAAGAGCGGUUCGGGUAUAUGCAACCCCAGCCUAUGGGAUUCAUGGUGAAUCCUUGCACUGCAUUUUCCAUGACUCCGAGGGAACAAAAAUACAUGCACACAUUGUGAAAGCCCAGGUUCCAAAGUUUGAGCCAUUGUUCAAGGAAGGAAAAGUGUAUGCAAUUAGAAAUUUCCUGGUCCAAGACAACUAUAUGAAUUUCAAGACAACGAGGAAUGCUUAUAAGUUGUUGUUCCUCAAUAAAACUGAAGCAUUUGAGAUUUCAAAAAUCAAUUUCCCAAUGAGGAUGUUUGACUUUACAUCAAUUGCUGCCUUGCAAGCCGCCGAAGAGGUUGAUGACAGCCACGCGAUAGAUGUCAUCGGCAAGGUAACAUCAAUGUCACACCCUAAGGCACUAACAAAGCUCGGUAGGCAAACUCAGUUGGUGGAUCUCACCCUUGGUGAUGCUCAUGGGAAUACGAUUACUUGCACUUUAUGGGAGGACUUGGUGGACCAGUUGAUAGAUUUUCUGAAAACAAAACCUAAAAAGAUCUUUCUAAUUCUUCAACUAUGCCGUGCAAGGAAAUUUCAGGGUCGUGUGGGUGUAACAAACAUGUUCAACAUGUCAAAGAUGCUGCUGAACAGUGACAGCAAGGAGAGUGUGGAGUUUAUAGCGUCGUUUGGGCCUGAUAAUGAUGAUGAUGGGGAUGAUCUAGCCUUGGGCAGUUUUGUUACUCCUACCCUUCAAGAUGAUCUAGAAAGCGGUGAAGUUAACUUGGUUUCUGUUGAUGAUCUAAUGAAAAUGAAAGAGGAUGGCAAGCAUUGGGUCUGUGGAGAGAUAUUGGCAAUAGACAGUUACCGAGAUUGGUACUAUAUUUCUUGCAAGGGGUGUAGUAGAAAAGUGAAAUCUGAAGGUGAUAGUUUCAGGUGUGGAGCGUGCAACACUACAGAAGUUGUUCUGAGGUACAAGGUCAAUGUGAGGGUGAUGGAUGAAACCGGUCAUGCUUCCUUUGUAUUUUGGGACAAAGAAUGCACUGCUUUGGUAGGAAAGACAGCAAAUACUCUUCGUGAAGAGAUUGAAAAGAAAGGUGCUGGACUUUACUAUUUUCCAGUUGAAAUUGAUGCAUUGGUUGGAAUUGAGGGGUUGUUUCGAGUUCAAACAAAGAGUGAAACUAUAAGCUACAGGGGUGUGCCAACGUUUAGUGUAAUUGGGAUGAAUUGUGAUCCUGCCGUUGUGGGUUUGUACAAGAGCAAGAAUAAAGGAAAAGCAGUGGAGGAUGAAGAUGAUUUCGCGUUGCUCAAAAAGGAGUUUUCCGUGACUGAGGAAGUCAUCCCACUUGAAGAGGAGACAAGUCCCCUGCUGACCAAGGGACAAAGGAAAGCACUACAGAUAAACAAUGAUGGCAUCAAGAGGAAGCUGUUUGAUGAGUCCUCAUUUAUCCAUCCUGUGAAGAGGUUGCGGAAAGUGAAGGUGGAAAAGCAGUAGGAGUCGCAAAAUUACUAUGUUUUUGGCAACUAAAGUACACUAUGUAUAUGUAUCAGUUGUGUGUUUUCGGUGUUUUCAUGGACCUCUAUAUAUUUUUUGUGCCUGUAAUAUCUUAGGAA
Molecule: messenger RNA, 4039 nt
Organism: Cuscuta epithymum
Lineage: Eukaryota; Viridiplantae; Streptophyta; Magnoliopsida; Solanales; Convolvulaceae
Source: the annotation of a GenBank genome assembly